AUGUCACUCAGAGACCCAUAUCCAACGUCGUUGAGCUGCCGAACGACCAUUACCAACCGGAGGCUUGGAAACCCUGUCCAAGAACAAUUACCGAAGACCCCAAUCCCCAGCUUUACCGAAAUAGGCCCUCGAGCAAACCCAGCUCCAAACCAGCCAAAACUUAUCACAGCCCGCGUGUACAAAGCUCUCAAUACCAGUGGAUUCGACAAGGGCCCAGCUCACGUACAAUCACCUACUUCUUGCCGAACGGUAGGAGGAUAUGCUUCCAAAUCACUGCAGAAAAUCAAGGAGCCUCCUGCUAAUGACACGAAAGUGAGGCAAAAAAUUUUCAACCCACCCUUGCCGAACGGCAAGGGUUGA
Prunus armeniaca (apricot) is the source of this 360-nucleotide messenger RNA. The record is from the annotation of a GenBank genome assembly. NCBI's taxonomy places the organism in Eukaryota, Viridiplantae, Streptophyta, Magnoliopsida, Rosales, Rosaceae.